UAAAACUAUUGUAGAAGAUCAAAAAGAGAAGUUUUUAAGCAUCAAGAGUAAGUUAAAGGAAAUUGAAGAUUUUUUAAGGGAAAAAAAAGAAAAUUUGCAUAGCAUUGAAUUCUCAGACUUAGAAUAUAUAAAGAAAGUUAAUGAAAUUUAUGAAGAAAUUAAGCAUAAAGUUACUAAUAUAGGUGAAUUAGAAAAUGAUAAUAAUAGUGAAAACAAUAAAAUUAUAAUUUACACCGAAAAAAUUUCUUAUUUAAUAGAAAGAAUAAAAUUUUUAUUGAAAGAUGAAGAAUUAUAUGAAUAUGAAAGUGAUUAUGAUUUAUCAGAAGAAAUGAAUAAGAAGGCAUUAGAUGAAGUAAAUAAUUAUAUAACAAGAAUUAAGGAAAAGAGAAAUAAAUCAAAGACAAUUUUAAAGGAUAUAGAAGUUAAUGUAGGAAAAAAUAAAGAUAUUUUUGUUGAAAAUAAAAAUACGCUUCUUUCUAUUUAUAGUAUUAUAAAGAGUAUAAAUGAAAUAAGGGAGGGUUAUCAAAGAAAAGCAAUUGAACAUGACAAGAAAAACAAAAUAAGAGAUAAUAUAGACAAAACUAUAAAAAAAGAGGAUGAAAAUAUUUCAAUAAAUAAUGACAUUGGUAAAACUUCUUUACGUGAUGAUAAAAACAUAGAAUUAAAUGAAAAUGGUAAUCAUAAUGGAAAUAAAGGGUCAGAUGAAAAGAAUAAUAGGAAGGAAGAAAACAAAUUUGGUAGUGCAAAAGUUAAAUUAUCGGGAGGAAUAUUGUGUGGUUUAUUAAUAAGUUCUUGCGUAAUUAUCACUACUUUAUAUAAAAGUAAGAGUGUAGGAAAUGAUAUUAAUGAGGAAGAGAUACUCGAAGAAUAUGAGGCAAAUAACGAUUUAUUUAAUUCAUGCAAACAUGAUGAAGUUAUUGAAGUAACUUUUACGGACUAUGAAUGA
Messenger RNA from Plasmodium relictum, 946 nucleotides. Its product is annotated as reticulocyte binding protein, putative. NCBI's taxonomy places the organism in Eukaryota, Apicomplexa, Aconoidasida, Haemosporida, Plasmodiidae. The annotation marks the transcript as partial. The record is from RefSeq and is a predicted model, not a curated record. The transcript has a single exon.